GACCGUGGCCCUUCCUGGCGACGGCUGCCGUGGCUGAGGCUUCUGUGACUGAGGAAUGAGUAGCCCGAAUAGGGUUUGGAUAAAGGGGGGCUGUGGGGCUGGUGGUGGGGUGGGGGCUGCUGCACCGGGCGAGCUUCAGGCAGGGGGCGCUGUUCCGGGUGAAGAGGCGGGGAUGGGGGGGGGGGAGGCGGGGGGCAGCGGUCUCUCCGCAAACUUCCCCGAUUAUUAAACGCUAUGUUCAAAAGGCGACAGGGGAGUUCCCGGAGCCACCAAAUCCCCUCCGCCACCGCGCGCGCACCGACUGCCUGCCGGGGCCGGGCUGAGCGCAGCGCAGCCGGGGAGGAGAGGAGCGUGAGGAGAAGAGGGCCCGAGAGGGGAGCGCCGAGGCCACCGGAGCGCAGCUCCUUCCCCGGAGGCGGAGAGGGGCGAGGAGCGCCCAGGGCAGCCGAGCGCAGCGGCGUCGGAGCAGCGCGCAGCCGGCGCGGGAGAAGCCCCCGAUGGACCUGGGCGCUGCUGCGGCGCUCUGCCUCUGGCUCCUGAGCGCCUGCCGCCCCCGGGACGGGCUGGAGGCGGCCGCGGUCCUGAGGGCCCGGGGAGCCGGCCAGGGCGGGGACCCGGGCGGCGGCGGCGGCGGCGCCAGACGGAACCGAAGCGACUCGGCCAGCACUGCGGACAGCCCCCUCUCGCCGGCGGCCGUAGCCCGACGGCCGCGGCUCGGCGCGGGCUGGGCUGUGGGGAAUGGCUCGUCUCCCACCGUGGUGCCGCACCAGUUCAUGCUGUCCCUUUACCGGAGCCUGUCCACGAGGGCGCUCGCUCCUGGAGGUGCCCCGGCCCCUGCCGCCGCCGCGGGCGGCAACCGACGGGCUGUCGCGGACACCGUCACGGGCUUCGCUGACCAGGCGCCCCCAGAUGACGUCUCCGCCGAGACAGGCCAGCGUUUCCUCUUCGACGUGUCCAGCUUGGCCGGCGCUGACGAGGUGGUGGCCGCGGAGCUGCGGGUCCUGCGCCGGGCACGGGCAGCCCAGGAAGAUUCGCCGGUCAAGCCGGAGGAGGCGGCCCCGGGAAAGCUCGGCGAGGCCGCAGGAGCCCUGUUCCUGCUUUCCACUUGCCCGGGGGCCGCCCGGGGGCCUCGGCUGCUGACCUCCAGGCCCGCGCGCCCUCUGGAUUCGGCGCGCUGGGAAGUUUUUGACCUGACGGACGCUGUGAAGCAGCACCGGCCCGAGCGGCCCCUUUGCCUGGCGCUGCGCGCCGUGAGCGGCUCCUCCGGGAGGCCCCUGGCCCCCCGCUUGCUGGGCUUGGGGUUGCCCGGGAGCCCGAGGCCGCCGCCCCACGAGAGGGCCCUGCUUGUGGUUUUCUCGCGAGCCCACAGGAAGGAGAACCUUUUCCAGGAGCUGCGCGCCAAGGGCCGGGCCCGGGGGCAGCCGGGGGCUGCGCCAUCCGUGGGGCGCAGGAAGCGGCGGACCCCGGGGACCGGGACCGGGGUCGGGGCCCGGGGGGCGGGAGCGGCUGGGAGUCCCGGCGGGGGCAGCGGGGGCCCGAGCACGGGCCGGGCCCCGGGGCGCAAGGGCCGCAGCCGCUGCAGCCGCAAACCUCUGCACGUGGAUUUCAAGGAGCUGGGCUGGGACGACUGGAUCAUCGCGCCCCUGGACUACGAGGCGUACCACUGCGAGGGCGUGUGCGACUUCCCGCUGCGCUCGCACCUGGAGCCCACGAACCACGCCAUCAUCCAGACGCUCAUGAACUCCAUGGCGCCCGAGGCCACGCCGCCCAGCUGCUGCGUGCCCGCCAAGCUCAGCCCCAUCAGCAUCCUGUACAUAGACGCGGGCAACAACGUGGUCUACAAACAGUACGAGGACAUGGUGGUGGAGACGUGCGGCUGCAGGUAGCGCGGGCCGCGGGGGAGCCCCGGAGCCCGGAGCCCGGCCGGCUUCCUGGGGUCCUGAGGGCGAGGCCGGCGGGCAGGCCGGCGGUCUGGGGCCCUGGACCUCGGGACAGUGCAGAGGAGGAGAGCCGGGCGAGCCGGCUCCUUGGAUCCCAGCGGUCCCAAACCCCCAGCCCCCAGCCCCGGGGGGGGGGGACGCGCCUGCGCUCACACAGACACACACACACACACUCCCUCCCUCCCUCCCUAGCUCACUCCCCGUCUGCCUGCUGGCCCUCAGCCCCCCCAGCACGGGGACAGCGCCUGCAUGCUACUGAAUCUCACCCGCUUUUUGGAAGGGGCGCGGCCGCCGGGAUGGGGAAGGCUGGGGGCGAUUGGACUAAGCUCGCGUCUCCCCCAGGACAUGCUGGCUGAGCCCGGCGCCCUCGGGCCGCCGCGGACCUCAGCACCGCGGCUCGGGACGGCGGCGCCCCCAAAUGCCAAGGAUGACUGGCGGAACCAGGGGCCCGGGGCCCGAGGCCCGAGGCUCUAGAGCGGGCGGCGGAGGUUCUCCUCCCUGGGGGUCACUGCCCACUAGUCUCUGGCACCACAGACGAGCACAGGCUGAAGGCCCUAAGUGGGAGGAGCUGGGCCGGAGUCGGGGCUCGUUAGUGAGAGGCCCCAGUCCCGGGCCGCCCUGCUUUUCAGGGGGUUUUGCCGUUGGGGAGUAACUCAGUCCCCAGGCUGCUUCCCUUUUCCUAUUUUUGAGGCACUUGCCUCAAAGCAGAAUCCCCCCGGAGGCUCCCAGAGCUCUGGCCAUUUACCACUUUCUCCAGAGCUUCAGACUCUGGGGGCCCAGGACAGUUUAAAGAGGCUCGUCCUUCCCUUCCAUUUCCCUGGCCGAGGGGACACGGGGCCCGGGGUUUGAGGGGCUAAGCUUUUGUCUGACUUAGGGCUGGGAGCCGCCGGCCGAUGGAGCUCGGAGGCGGAUUGGCCGGGUUGCUAGGGGUGGGGGCGGGGAGGAGGUCUGGGCUCCAGUUUAGAAGGAGUGGGAGUAGGAGGGAGGGCUCGGAGGAACGGGGCCGGGGGCUCGGAGGAAGGGGGCCGGGGCCUCGGCUUUUCGCCGCGCAGUCCUGAUGGCCCCGGGGUGGAGGCUGGCGCUGCCGGCCCAGACCGACGGACCCACGGACGGGGGAAAGACCAAGUCUGCUCCGGGGAAGGCCGGGACGGAGAAGCUGGGCAGAGCCGGCUGCGGGGACCCUCCCCUUUCCGCUUCCAGCUCCUCCGUCUGCGUCCGGGCCUGGCGAUCCCGAGGUCCCGAAGGCCCGGGGCUCGGGGUCGGGGCAGCUCCAAGGAUGAGGACAAGGGGAAGGAGUCAGCAGAGCGCCCCUGGCGUGGCUGCCCCCGAGCCGAGCCCACGGGGCCUUGGCCCUGGACGUGGCUCCUUCUCAGCUCACUCGUUCCACCAGCUCCCUCCUCCCCGGAAACCCCCCUUUAAGGGCUCUGACCGAGCUUUAGUUAGGCUAGCUCCGAAGGAGAGCUGCAAAGCCACGACAGAGGCUGGAAUCCAAUUUAGAAUUGGGGAGGAAGGAGGCGGGAGGGAGGGAGGAAGGAAGAGAAGGGAAGGGAAAAGGGAAGGGAAGCCAAACGUGCCGCUCCAAACCCCAAGACUGAAGACUCAUUCCUUUAAAUGGGGUUUUGAAGUCCAGGGCUCCCAGUCCCCUGGUGUGGGCUGAGGGCGGACUUGUGCUCACCGAUCACACUGACCAUUUCUAAGCCCCCAGAGGCCCAGGGUGCCCGCGGGAGGGAGCGGCGCCUGCGGGAGGGAGCAGCCUGGGCGCGGAGCCGGGGGUCCUGCUGGGCCCCUCGCUCCCCCAGGCUAACUUAGUCCGGAGUCGAAGCUCGAUUCCAUUCGCUCUGACGGUGGCAUGGAAGGCUUUAAGAUGCCCGUGGGAAUGGUUUUUAACAAGAUUGGAGAGUGAGGGUGGGGGGUCGGGCCUAAAAACUAGAGUGAGACUGUCCCUGGGAGUAGAUUCCAAGAGUCCAGCUUGUUCACUAGCUAAGGAGCUUUGGGAGGCUCCCUAAGGCCGGGGAAGGGUUUGUUUCCGGGGAAACCUCCCCAUUUAACCGGAGGCUUUUUUUAAUGCUAGAACUGGCCCCUGCGGGCUCCCUGGGUGUCUUGGAAGAACAGGAACAGGAGAUUUGGAGGUGAUACCUCCAAGGCUUCUUUCCUCUGGGGAGCCAAGGACCGGUGAGGAGCCCAGCGUGCAGCCCUCCCCUCAGAUUCAGAGGAUGAAGGCCCCAGGCAGACCCACCCCCAACCCAGAGCCGGCUUCCUGGCUGAGCUGCUCAGAGGGGCAGAGGGGCUCUUCCUCCCGUCUGGGCGCUAACCUGCCGCUGGGCUUGGCAUCUGGCCGGGCAGAGCCUUACCCACUUAACCGGCCUUAGUGCUUGAGGGAGGGGUCAGGGUUCUGGGCAGCCUGGCUAUUAAUCUUCCCGUUGGACAGCAGCCUGUGCUUCUGGCGGGGAAGCCCCAGCUUGUUUGUCUGGGCCGGCGCUCUGCAGCAAGGUAGAGAGGGAGGUCAGACAGAAAAGAAAGAAGGGGUGGGGGGAGCCCGAGGCCCGGGGGAAUCCUUCUUCACACUGGGCUGGACAAAGUGGGAGGUGGACAAAGAAAGGAAGGGGAGAGGCUGGGGGGCAGUAGCCCCCCCCCAAGGGCUCCCUUUGCUUCUCCAUCCAAAGGCAGCAUGUUCAUGCUAUUUGGGGAUGUUUGGGGGCCAGCUGGGCGGCUGCUGCCCAAGCUCCGGGAAUGACUCCUCUCAGGGGCCUGGCUGAGGCAGGGGCCCUUUUCAGUACCUGCUGUCCCUCCUCCCACCGCCAUCCCUAAGUUUGCCAAUCAUCAGCCUAUCGUGGCCAUCCAGCUCCUGGACAGCGGACCCCAGCACCAGGCGCCAGCCCUCCCCGGCCUGGACCCCACUCCCAUGGGCCCGGAGGCUGAGCCUGGGAGAGCCGCCAUUGCAGCAUUGACUUCCUGCUUCCCUGGCUCAGGGACACCCGAUUGCUCCAAUUAAACUUGCUAAAUUGCUUUCAAUAUUUCUUUUGUCCGGUCCGUGAUUUCUUCUGUGUGGGCGCUCGUGCGCCAGUGUCCUCCUACACUUGC
This is a messenger RNA of Sarcophilus harrisii (Tasmanian devil), 5021 nucleotides long. It is a transcript of the gene GDF7, whose product is annotated as growth differentiation factor 7. NCBI's taxonomy places the organism in Eukaryota, Metazoa, Chordata, Mammalia, Dasyuromorphia, Dasyuridae. Gene Ontology annotation, cellular component: extracellular region. The transcript is spliced from 2 exons. The coding region runs from base 498 to 1886 and encodes 462 amino acids. The record is from RefSeq and is a predicted model, not a curated record. Gene Ontology annotation, biological process: SMAD protein signal transduction; BMP signaling pathway. Gene Ontology annotation, molecular function: growth factor activity; cytokine activity.